This is a messenger RNA of Aureobasidium vineae, 1923 nucleotides long. Lineage: Eukaryota; Fungi; Ascomycota; Dothideomycetes; Dothideales; Saccotheciaceae. The record is from the annotation of a GenBank genome assembly.
AUGUCACUACUACCAAGUAUGGAUCAUGAGGAACAAAGUCUUCCAGCACAGGAUGCCAAGGCUGAUCUAAGAAGUUUGAUGGCUGAAUAUGCUUUGCCCAAAGUCGAUUCAGUCAGAACACUUUCUCGAUCUAUAAGUAGCCAGGAAACUACCACGACAGCUCUUGCGGUGCUUAAGCAAUUCAAUGCUGCUCUGGAAGCGAAUGACGUUGAGGAGCUGGGAGACUGCUUCUUUACAAAGCAAGCUUUCUGGAAGGAUCAAUUGGCGUUGACCUGGCAUCUACGCACAUUCAUCUCUCCAGCUAAAAUCUCGAAAGCCUUGCUGGAGACCUCAAAGCUAAGAAGCAUGACUGACGGCUUCAUCAUGGAAGGUGGAGCGAGAUUUGUACAGGCUGGACCGAGUCUACAAUUCAUCGUUUUCACGUUUGGUUUCAAGACCAACUCACCUGCUGCGACCUGUAGCGGGACCAUGUGGCUUUUACCGGUCGAGAGUCAUGCAUCAGGUAAUGACACCUUGAUCUCUACAUGGAAGAUCUGGAUUAUGAGCACCAAACUAGAAGAGCUCGACCAACAUCCCGAAGACGAAUCGUUGCUUCGAGCUGCUAGCACUUCCUCGAGUGGUCUGGAAGAUAUUAAGACAGACGUUUUCAUUGUUGGCGGGGGCAAUGCGGCCAUGGCGCUUGCAGCCCGUCUAAAAGCUCUUGGAGUGCACAGUGUCAUGGCUGACCGGAACGCCUCUGUUGGUGACAAUUGGGCUUUGCGCUACGACUGCAUGAAGUUCCAUGUCCCAACGUCGUUCUGUGAGCUGCCUUACCUCGGAUACCCUUCCGAACUUCAGGACCGACUUCUCACUAAGACUGACCUCUCGGCACACAUCAAACGGUAUGCACGAACUUUCGAUCUCGACUAUAUUGGUUCAGUCAAGAUCAUCCAGACGACAUUGAACAAAGGCGGUGAAUGGCACAUCAAGUUUCAAACUCCCAGCGGCAUGUCCACGGCUACCGCCAGACAUCUGGUCCAGGCUACAGGUAUUGGAUCGCAGAAGCCCUACCUUCCGCCCAUGACGAACGAGCAUGCAUAUCGGGGCUUGAGUAUGCACUCCUCACAUUACGAAAAUGCGCAGAAGCUGAAGGCACAGGGCAUCAAGACAGUAUGUAUCAUUGGCUCAGCAAACACAGCUUUUGAUGUGCUCGAGGAAUGUCACGCUGCUGGACUCCAACCCACUAUGAUUUCGAGAUCGCCUACAUACAUCGUACCUCUCGAGUACGUCUGCGACGCUCAGAGCCUCGGUGCCUAUGACUAUGGUGUCGAAGCGGCUGAUAGAAUGUUCAUGAUGCUUCCAACAAUAGUGGACGCUCAACUCGGGCGAGGACUGUUUUCACAAUUAGCUUCGGAAGAGCCUGACCGCUACUCGGCGCUCCGUGAGCUUGGAUUCCCGGUUCUCGAUAGUUCCCACCCAGAUACUGCUCUCAUGCAUAACUUGGUUGAGCGCGGAGGCGGUCAUUACGUCGAUACUGGCGCAACGGCUCUCUUGACGCAGAAAAAGGUCGGUCUUGUGGUUGGCGUAGAGCCCAAGGCGUAUACACCCAAUGGACUCCAACUAUCUGAUGGAACGACAUUGGAAGCUGGUGCCGUAAUCUGGUGCACGGGCUUUGCGGACAAGGAUGUCCGCCAAACGGUGGCAGAUACACUGAAAAUUUCGCUGCCACUUGAUCCCACAUGGGGUGUCAAUGGAGAGGGUGAGAUACGAGGGGUGUGGAGGAGGCAUACGUAUGUUGACAACUAUUGGGUAAUGGGCGGUUACACUCAGCAGCACCGUUGGUACUCAAGAUUGCUGGCUCACCAGAUCAAAGCUGAGAUUGCUGGCAUCCUGCCUCCAGCAUAUCGCGACAUGCACUUGACAGCACAUGCCUGUGAGGCUUGA